Molecule: messenger RNA, 4089 nt
Organism: Leucoraja erinaceus (little skate)
Lineage: Eukaryota; Metazoa; Chordata; Chondrichthyes; Rajiformes; Rajidae
Gene: lrig3
Product: leucine-rich repeats and immunoglobulin-like domains 3
Exons: 19
Coding region: 302-3613 (1103 amino acids)
Molecular function (GO): protein binding
Source: RefSeq, a predicted model, not a curated record
AGGAGGCUGGAGCCGAGAGGAGGGUUUGUUCUCACUGGAAGGCGUCGUACAUGGUCGUGUCCGUAACUGCGACAAAUCGAUAGCUGACUGGGAUUUAUCAAGAGUUCAGGACUUACCAACUUUCCCCCCAAUCGUGUUUCACCGAUAAUCUUUCAUUUUUCUUGCGAACAAGAUAUUUGGUGACCAGAAUCCGUAGUUUGAACGGUGGGGAAUCCGUGUGGGGGUGGAGGAGAGAGAGAGAGAAAAACUCUCAUAAAGAAAACGAAGGUGGUUGGGGAAAGCAAUAAGAGAGAAGCGAAGGAUGCCUUGGAUGCGGAGGUGGCCGUUGAGCUCGACCCUGUUGCUGCUGCUCGGCGCCGCGCUCGCUCUGCUCUGCGCGCCGGUCCCGGCCGCCGUUGCCCUGGAGCCGCCUCGCGCCUGCCCGCCCUGCUGCUCGUGCCGGGCUGAGCUGCUGGACUGCAGCCGCUGCAAGCUCAGCCGCCUGCCUCACCCGCUGCCCGGCCGCAUCGUCCGCCUGGACUUGAGUCAUAAUCGAAUUGCUUCUAUCAAUGGCAGCUUGUUUAACCAUCUGCACAACUUACAGGAAGUAAAAGUAACUCGCAAUGAACUAACUACAAUCCCAAGCUUUGGAAUUAUAGCUGCAAACAUUACCCUUCUUUCACUAUCUAAUAACAAAAUUACUCGAGUACUACCUGAACAGCUGAUGCCAUUUCAAUCCAUGGAAAUGCUUGAUCUCAGUAAUAACCAGAUAUUUGAACUGAAAAAAUUUCCUCCUCUACAACUUCGAUAUCUAUACAUCAACAAUAACAAAAUAACAUCUCUGGAUCCUGGUUGCUUUGACAAUCUUUCGAAUACACUUCAAGUCUUGAAGCUAAACCGAAACAAAAUUUCAUCUAUUCCUUCCAAGAUGUUCAAACUGCCGCAUCUCCAGCACUUGGAACUUAGUCGCAACAAAAUGAAGAAAGUGGAUGGCCUUGCGUUUCAAGGACUAAGUGCUUUGAAAUCUCUUAAAUUACAAAGAAAUAGCAUUAGUAAACUCAUGGAUGGCGCUUUCUGGGGACUGAGCAACAUUGAGAUAUUACAACUGGAUUUUAACAAUUUGACAGAAGUAACCAAAGGAUGGUUGUAUGGCUUGCUGAUGUUGCAGCAACUUAAUCUCAGCCAGAAUGCCAUCAGCAAGAUCAACCCAGAUGCCUGGGAGUUCUGCCAAAAGCUCAGCGAGCUGGAUGUCUCUUUUAAUGACCUAACACGUCUGGAGGAUUCCACUUUUGUUGGUUUGAGCCUCCUUGGGCAGUUAUAUAUAGGAAAUAACCAAGUGAGUUACAUUGCUGACGGUGCCUUUGGAGGACUAUCCAGUUUGCAUAGUCUAGACCUGAAAAAUAAUGAAAUCUCAUGGACUAUUGAAGAUAUGAAUGGGGCUUUUUCUCAAUUGAGCAAACUAAGGAAAUUGGGACUACAGGGAAAUCGAAUCAGAUCGAUCACAAGGAAAGCAUUUUCUGGUCUUGAUGCACUUGAACAUCUGGAUCUGAGUAAUAACGCGAUUAUGUCUGUCCAGAGCAACACCUUUUCUCAGAUGAAGAAACUUCAUGAAUUGUACUUGAAUACUUCAAGCCUCCUUUGUGAUUGUCAGCUGAAGUGGCUGCACCAGUGGGCAAUUGAUAAUGGAUUUCAGUCUUUCAUUAAUGCAAGUUGUGCCCAUCCCCAGUGGCUGAAGGGAAGAAGUAUAUUUGCUACUAAACCAGAAGAGUUUGUAUGUGAUGACUUUCCCAAACCUGAGAUAAUGGAACAACCUGAAACACAAGCAGCUGUAAAGCAUUCAAAUGUGAGCUUCAUCUGCUCAGCAGCCAGCAGCAGCGAUUCUCCAAUGACAUUUGCCUGGAAGAAAGAUAAUGAGGUGCUUCAUGAAGCUGAGAUUGAGAACUAUGCCCAUCUUCGUUCUCAAGGUGGUGAAGUAAUGGAAUAUACUACCAUCUUGCGUCUUCGACAUGUAAAUUUCAGCAGUGAAGGAAAAUACCAGUGCGUGAUUUCCAACCACUUUGGUUCAUCCUACUCCAACAAAGCCAAACUGACUGUGAAUAUGUUACCAUCAUUUACAAAGUCACCCACAGACCUCACUAUUCGAGCAGGAGCAAUGGCCCGUUUAGAAUGUGCUGCCAUUGGGCAUCCUACACCACAGAUAGCGUGGCAAAAAGACGGUGGCACUGACUUCCCCGCUGCACGAGAGAGAAGGAUGCAUGUUAUGCCAGAAGAUGAUGUAUUUUUUAUUGUAGAUGUCAAAGUGGAGGACAUUGGAAUUUAUAGCUGUACUGCACAAAAUAGUGCUGGAGCUAUUUCAGCCAAUGCAACACUAACUGUAUUAGAAACACCUUCAUUUGUGCGUCCUCUUGUCGAUAAAACGGUGGCGAAAGGUGAAACUGCAGUUCUACAGUGCAUAGCAGCUGGGAGUCCACCUCCAAAACUGAACUGGACAAAAGACGACAGUCCUUUAUCAGUAACUGAAAGACACUUCUUUGCUGCUGGAAAUCAACUGUUGAUUAUUGUAGACAGCAGCCUGGAUGAUGCUGGGAAGUACACGUGUGAAAUGUCGAAUACCCUUGGAACUGAGCGGGGACACAUUCGUCUUGCUGUCCUACCUACACCAAACUGUGACUCUGCACAAGGUGCUACAUCAUUUGAAGAGGAUGGAUGGUCUACCAUUGGAAUUGUAAUCAUAGCAGUGGUCUGCUGUGUGGUUGGCACAUCUUUGGUUUGGGUAGUCAUUAUUUACCACACAAGAAGGAAGAGUGAGGACUGCAGCGUGACAAACACAGAUGAGACUAACUUGCCUGCAGAUAUCUCAAGCUACUUGUCAUCCCAGGGAACACUGUCAGAUCAUCAGGAAGGCUAUGGGCGAUCCGAAGCUGGAAGUCACCAUCAGCUUAUGACAGGUUCUAUGAAUGGAUAUUUGCUUCAACACAGAGGAAGCGAUGAUCUUUGUCACAUUGACAAUGCAAGUGAUACUGACAUAGAAGGCAUAUCUGAUCCUCUGGUUUUUCACAACACUGACCGUGCACCCUCGAUGUACGUUGGAGGAAUUGUGUAUGAUGCUGAAACACUGGACAUAAUCAGCCAUCAAGAUGAUAGUUCUGACCAGAUGGCAGUUUGUGCUGGUGCCUACAAUGAUAGCAUCUAUUCAAAGAAGAAAGGGUACUCUCAGUUCAUUCAAGUGCCCCCAGAAGACUACUUUGACCAAGCUGUUGCAAAAAAAAUAACGCAACUCCCAAAUUCAAACUUAUUCAAUCCUGUUCAAACUCCGCACAUAGUGACUGCUGUUGACAUACCAGUGUCAAACGGGAAUCCAGAAAGAUUAACAGCAACCCACAAUAUGUAUGGUGGGACAUUUGGAAAACGAGUGUGGAGAACACACCAGGAUCCCUACUCUGAUUAUGUUCAGCCGGCUGCAUCUCGGUCUUUAACUCUUCAUACUCCUCAAGGAACAUUGGACAGUGAUUGUGAUGUUGACACAGAAUCGGAGAGUCUCUCUGCUUCCAUCACAGGGAAACACAAUAGUACUUAUGAACAUGUUGAUAAAUGUAGGACUCCAACUUUUCAGCCUUGCAGAGUUAAAACGUGAACUACACUUCUCAAAUUUAUUGUACCAAAGAAAGACUUAAACUACCUCAGCAAAACUGUUGCUUCAGUUUUCCAGAAAAGUGAUUUCUUCUAAGAAUUAUUUGUAUCUCAAAGAUUGUAGAUCGCUAUAAACUGAUGAUUAAUGGACCAAGAGGAAGCAUUGUUAUUGUAUGCUUUUAUUUUGAGAGCACUAUCUUCUGAAGUAUGAUGAAUUUGCUAUAUUUUUUAUUUUAUACUUUUUUACUGAAUAUUUUUAAUUUUUCACCUGUAAAUUAUGUAAAUUACAAGUAUUUUACCUAUGUAUAAUAGGAAUACUUAAUGAAUUGUUUGUCAUUAUAUUAGAAUUUUAUCAUUGAUGGUACAGCAUGUUAGUUACAUGGUGCUAAAUCUGACUAUAGGUCAGCAUAUUAGUGCCUUAUUUUGCACAUUUACAUUGACAAUAAAAUAGCAUUUUGCUUCGAGCUAAUUUCAAAAGUG